GUUUCACUACAUUGACUCUGCGACGCAGACAAAGUUUCGCGAGAUCCGGAAAUGGGAGGGCCGCCGUACGAUUGUCGGGCAAAUCCGCUCGGAGCCGUCCGAUUCACCUUGAACAAGGCGAUAUCUUCGGUCUCCGACCCGGCGGCGUUUGACGGGAAGGACUGGGGCGCCGUUGAUCUCUUCCGACAAUUAUUUUCCGAUGAUUCCGCGCUGUCCCAGGUUCCAAUUCUAGAUUCGUCGUCUAUCAAACGGCUGCAGCCCAAUACCCUUGUCCGGUUUCGUGGGAUGAUACAGGACAUGCUUGGAAAUGAAUUCUACGCUGGUGCUUACAAGGAUGGUUCAACAUGGAGAACCAAUAAGUACAGUGAUGUUUCCCAGUUACCUGCUGCUUCUUCCCCUGACAUUCGAGUUUGGGAGCGUCACUUGCUACACUGUAUUCCUGUCCCUGGACAAAAUUCAUGGAUUGAAUCUCCUUCUGAAGAAUUGGAGAGCUGCUUCAUGGAUCUUGCUGGCCAGCACAGGGAAAAACGUGCCAGGGAAGAUGAGGAAAAUGAGUCUGAGAUUGAGUUUAGAUAUUCUCUUGCCAAGAAAAUGAGAGCUGUUGAAGGUCCUUCCUUUUCGGAAUCUCUGGUUCCUGGGACUGAUGGUACUCCAACUAGUUUGGCUAUUCUGCCUUCUGCUGAUAGAGAGUGUCUGCCUUGUCUCGUGAAGAUUUAUGAUUCGCCAGAGGCAGAUCUGAAGCUCAACGAUGUGGUUGAAUUUGUCGGGGUGCUAACUUUUGAUCCAAACAUGGUAUCAGGUAGAGAUGCUCACGAUGAAUUGUCGGAAGGUCUUGAAGCUGACAUGGUUCAGUUGCCCCCUGGAAAGGUUCCACGUCUCCACAGUCUUGUCCACAGGAAGCUUGAAGCCCAACAUUUCCUCUCUGCUCCUUCCUUAAUAGAGCCAAAAUCUCCGAAAAUGUUCAAAGAGAUAAGAGAGAGUUUGAUGAAGUACCUCACAGGAUUGCUCGGGAAUGAUGACAUUGCAGCUCAGUUUGUGUUGUUGCAUCUCCUAUCGAAGGUGCAUGGUAGAGUAGAUGAUGUUGUUGUGGGUAAGCUUUCACUUAAUCUUACGGGACUGAAUAAAGAAAGCAUGUCCAUCUUCGGCACUCGACUUAAUCACGCCCUCAAGAGUCUGCUGCCAUUCACACAGUCUAUACCACUUACCAUCGAGUAUCUAAACACUAUCUCACUUGCCCCCAAGAAAGAUUACCAAAUAAACAGAUUGGUGCCUGGUGCUCUACAACUUGCUGAUGGCACACACUUGACAUUUGAUGAAACCCAGUUGCAAUCUGGCACUUUGAACUCUGUCGGGGUCGAGAAUGCAAGAUUGCUGAAAAAUUUAUUGGAAUAUCAGAAGUUGGAGUAUGAUUUCCAGUACUAUAAAAUGGAAAUGUCAGCUGAUGUUCAAGUGCUCAUCUUCUCCAAGGGGAAGUCAAACACUAUGCCGGCUGAUUUGGUUGUACCUUUUCAACCCUCCGAAGCAAAUUCCUUUGAAUCCGUCGCCCCAGAGGCUGCAGAAACUUGGAGAUGGUACUUAGCAACCUGUAGAACGUUACCAUACUCAAUAGGACAGGAAAUUCAGCAGGUGGUGGAGAACGAUUUGGUUGCCGUGAGGCAAGCUGAUCGUAGUUUAGGCAGCCAAGACUUAAGCAGAUUAUUGACGAUGGCUCGUUUGAUGUCCGCAAGUUUCGGAGAGACAACCCUUUCGCUAGAGCACUGGCAAAUGGUGCUGGAACUGGAAAGACUUGGAAGGGAAAGACUCAAAUUGAACCUUUAAUGUAAUCUCAAAAGAGUUGCCAUAGAUAUGAUUUCAAUGUAUUAUAGGUAUCUGUUGUAAAAAGAAAAAACAUGAUUGAAAUCCUAAACA
Molecule: messenger RNA, 1908 nt
Organism: Tarenaya hassleriana
Lineage: Eukaryota; Viridiplantae; Streptophyta; Magnoliopsida; Brassicales; Cleomaceae
Product: mini-chromosome maintenance complex-binding protein-like
Exons: 14
Coding region: 52-1818 (588 amino acids)
Biological process (GO): DNA-templated DNA replication
Molecular function (GO): chromatin binding
Source: RefSeq, a predicted model, not a curated record